GAAUCUAUAAUUCAUAUUCCUUUUCAACAUGCUGACACAACCGACUGACGUUUAUGAAUGGGCAAAGAUAAGAACCCUACCAGGAUUUAUAGGAAGGCCUAGUUAUUAUUGAUAACACUCGCUACCAGUCUAUGCGAAGACAACAUGUUCGCGUUUCGUUUUUUCGUUGUAGUUUUUCUGUCAAUAGUUGGGAUACAAGCGACACCUUCCGAUAACAGGGACGACCUCCAGGACAAGGAGCUGACGGAGAUUAAGGAGAUGGUGAAGUUACAGUCAGAACUGAUCCAAUCACAGGCGGAGAUGUUGAACAAGUACGACCAACGUAUAGAUUUACUGCAAAAAGAAAACCAUGGCCUUGUUCAACAGCUAGAGGCGUUACAGAUUGCCAAAGAAAUCAUGGAAACAAGAUUAAAACACUUAGAGCAUGUCAAUAUUCCCGUUCGCCCUGAUACGGAUAUACCAACCUCUAUGACCCAUUCCAUACAGACGGUAGAAGACCCCGACCACAGUCAACUUUAUCCACCAAGUAUUGAAGGUGAAAAACAGUCGCGGACACGAAGAGUUGCUGAUAUGGGUGAGUUAAAAGUAGAGAUUUAAAUCAAUAUAUUCGCGGAUACGGAGCGUUGCUGGUGUGGGUCGGUCAACAGGGGAUAUUUAAGUCAUUAUGUAGGCGGAU
This is a messenger RNA of Pecten maximus, 676 nucleotides long. RefSeq lists its product as uncharacterized. The record is from RefSeq and is a predicted model, not a curated record. Lineage: Eukaryota; Metazoa; Mollusca; Bivalvia; Pectinida; Pectinidae. The transcript has 3 exons. Bases 145 to 597 code for a protein of 150 amino acids.